GGUCUGGCCCUGGAGCCGCUUCCGCACAGGCAGGGGCUUCACUCGGGUUUUCUGGUGUCAGGGCAGCUCUAACUACGAAUUUGAAGGAUCCUUGUGCACGAAGCAGGAGCCGAGGAAUCGAGAGCCCUGGGGGGGCUGGGGGGAGGGUGCACAGGGGGACGGACCGACGUGUCAUUGGUGUAGGGCACUGCUCCGCCGGACAAUCGGCGGGCACGGGGCACGGGGCUCGGUGCGGGCCCGGGGCCAGGUCUUCCAAACGCAGCCCGCCCAAGCGGCCCCACAUGGCUCGGGGGCCCGCCCGCGGGGCCGCGGGGGCGCGGGGCCGGGGCAGCACUUGCUUCCCGCGGGGCCGCGUGUGUGCGGGGCGUGUGAGUGUGUGUGUGCGUGUGGCAGCCUUGCUCAGCCAGAGUGCAGAGGGAGCUCUCUCCAGCUCUCGGGGUCUCUUCUCUCAGCAGCAGCAGCAGCAGCGCCGCCUCUGCCACUCUGGACCACACAGAGACUACGGCGGGCGACGAGGCGGCGGCGGCCGGGCGGCGCGGGCACACGGUCGCCCGCGGCCCCCGGGGGCUGGCUGCCGGCCUCCCGCCGGGGCUGCGGGGCCCCGCGCCGCCCCGAGCGAGAGGCGAGCCACGGAGCGCCGGCGGCGAGGAGGCGGCCAGGCUGCGGAGCGGGACAGGCGGGGACGGCGGCGGCGGGGCUCGGACGCCCAGGAGGAAUGAAUGUGAACUCCUUGAGGGAAGGGACCCUGUUCUUAGCCCAGUCCUUUGCACUUAGUCUCUCCUCACUUCAUUCAACAAACAUUCAGAGCGCCUUGUGAGGGAAGAUACAAAGUUCAGAGAAGGCAAGGUACCUGCCCUCAAGGAAUUUACCAACAAGACAGCCAAGACUGGUAGCUGUCCCACAAUAAUAGUAAGUUGCAGGAAAACUUUGUAAAGCUGUUUUGAGUGAGCAGAAAAAUGGCAAUUGAGCAACCAUGAAGUUGGGAAAAAAUGAUUAAAACUCUGCUUACGGGAUAGGUUCUGGCCUUUGUCCAGAACUUAUCCAGAAGUCUGUCAAAAUACUGAAUGUUAUCAGAGAGAGACCCUUUGACCAAAUACCUGGAAUACCUUAGGUGCCUGUGGAGAAAGACAACUAGGAGGAGAUCGGAGAAGACAAACUAAAAACAAUUUGAAUGCUUCAGUAUGGAAAGAAGACCUUUGAAAGAAAAACUUCAAACAGAAUCUUGGUCUUGCUUAGAAUCAGUUUUAAUGAGCAGUUCUGUUCCUCCUUAAGUACCCUCCAAGUAUAGAUUUAGUUCUUUUUGCUUUACCACAGUAAAGCUCAUUUGCUUGUUCUCUAUCCACCCCAAAAGGCCUUAGAUUGCAUUGAAUUCACUUCUCUGUAUAAGUGGGACAGGGCUUAAAAUUCUAGGAUAUUCUGAAUUACAAUCUGGGGACUCUCUUGGUGGCUGAGGAGGUAGUUAGGUGAUCUGUAUAUAAAAGGAAACAUUUGCAUAGUAUGUAAUUACUUUGUAGUUACUAAACUCCUUAUUCCUUCUUGGCAAUACAAGCUGGAAAUAUAAAUUCCUUAUACACAGUU
Molecule: messenger RNA, 1578 nt
Organism: Phascolarctos cinereus (koala)
Lineage: Eukaryota; Metazoa; Chordata; Mammalia; Diprotodontia; Phascolarctidae
Source: RefSeq, a predicted model, not a curated record